Messenger RNA from Oppiella nova, 210 nucleotides. NCBI's taxonomy places the organism in Eukaryota, Metazoa, Arthropoda, Arachnida, Sarcoptiformes, Oppiidae. The record is from the annotation of a GenBank genome assembly.
GAAUUGAAGUGUCGUUAUGGAGACAACUGUCAAAUAGAUGUGGAGAUGCGGCGAGAAUGGAUACUCAAUGAUGAGGAUAGGAAGAAAUGGAGACCUAAACGGAAAAAUACGAAACAUAUACAAAAUGUGAUUACCAAUGACAUAAUAGACAAACCUGAUGAGUCAAAAAUCAAUGCAGAUGCUCAGUCACUUAUCGAUACCGAUAAUCAG